AGUUACAUGCAAACCUCACAUUUGUUUUGGUCGUCUGACUAACUCAGAUCGCUGAAUUUUAGGAGCAUUUUGACCAUUUGUUGCAAACUUUUGAAGUUUUUCUCGCUUAAUUCUAGAGAAUCUAGACGAAUAUCAACAUGUCGAGUCCACAGGAUAGCAUGACGUUCUUUGAGAGCAACUACUACGACGAAUACGAGUAUUACAACUUCGACACUGACAAAAUCGUUGCGUCAGGACAAGGAAGCGGUAAGGGCCGGACGAAACGCGAGCAGGAGCUGCACAGCCAACGGUUCGACCCGUGCGGAAACGUCAGGAUAACCGUUACAAAGUUUCAAAACACGGAGAGAAAGAGGAAGAACUCUAACGACAGGAGCUGAAACGCCGCCUAGCGGACAUUGCAGGACAGACAACAAAUUGGUACCGACACAAUUCGACAGAGGCCGUUGGGAAGACGUGGGAAAAAUCGGCGUCCCCUUGAGGACCUUUGUGACCAUCGAACGGACUUCUACUGAGCAAAGGAUUGUGGACACUGAACAACGACAGCAAAAGCUGAUUGCUUUGAAGUGUCGGAACUAUGUAAAGGGUCGCAUGGUGAACGGUAGAUUAUUUUACCAUGGGUUUGUUUUUAUAGACUCACAUAAAUAUAUUUGCAUACG
Messenger RNA from Branchiostoma floridae (Florida lancelet), 656 nucleotides. RefSeq names its product nuclear protein 1-like. NCBI's taxonomy places the organism in Eukaryota, Metazoa, Chordata, Leptocardii, Amphioxiformes, Branchiostomatidae. Gene Ontology annotation, biological process: negative regulation of cell cycle; negative regulation of cell population proliferation; regulation of transcription by RNA polymerase II. Gene Ontology annotation, cellular component: nucleus. The coding region runs from base 138 to 377 and encodes 79 amino acids. The record is from RefSeq and is a predicted model, not a curated record. The transcript has 3 exons.